UGUCCUCCCUCUCUCCCCACAGGAAGGGGAGAAUCCCUCUUCUCUCCAGCAGAAGGAACAAAACCACAGCUGUGAGAGCCCAUCUCACUAUGUAGGUUCCUCCCUUUUCCCAAGCAGUAGGUGCUCAUUCUAUGCGGGUUAUCUCAAAUGGAGGAGACUGAACAGUCGGAUAAGGAGGUCCUGGCUGCUGAGGAAGGCUCAAGGGAACUCUGCCUUGCUCUAGAAGAAAGGCUGGGCCGGGCUGGGGAGGAAAGGGGCCCUGAUGGAGAAGGGGUGAACGGACAACUGAAUCCAUGCAGUCGCUUCCGUGGCUGGUAUUCCGUGUAUUGAACUUGCUCGAAAGACAUACUAGAGUUCUGUUUUGUUUGAGAUAGGGUCUCACGAUGAAGCCCUGGACUGUCCUAAAACUCACUUUAUAGGCUAGACUGGCUUUUAACUCACAGAGAUCCACCUGCCUCUGCCUCCCAAGGCUGGGGAUCAGAGACCUGCGCCACCAUGCUGGGAACCUAAAAAAAGUAUCUGACAUAUCAUAUUCUUUAAGCUUCGGUCUAUAAACAAUAUGACAAAUUAAUACUAGAAGGAAGUCACCUUCACGGAGAGCUCCCAAGGGGGAGGGCCUCCAGGCUUUGGUUCAUCUCCUACCUCUCUGUCGUGCAGGCUCCCUGGAGGCAAUCCUAGUAUACACAGGACAGCUCAGGGUUAUGGGACCAGCAUUUGGCUUCAGGGAUUCAAACUUUAGCCAUGUGUAAUGAAGUUUGGACCCAGAGAUGCCCCUCUGUGAGAACCCAUGAAGAGAGAGGGGCUUGCCCACAGUCCCCAUCAGCCAUUCAGACCUGCAGCCACGUGGCUGCAAGCCCCCAAACCCAGAACCUUUUAAAGCCUUGUGGCCAAGGAGCUGAGAGGUGGCUCAGCUGUUGAGAGCACUUGCUCUCACGGGGGACUCUAGCUCAUUCCCAGCACCCACAUGGACGGCUAACAACUUCUUCAGGUCCGGGGGAUCUGACAGCCUCUUCUGACCUCCACGGGCACUACACAUGUACACAGGGAGACACACAUACACAUUUAAAAACUUGAAUCUUUAAAGCCACGUGGCAUCAGAGUUCAGGUGUCAUGGGUGGCCUCUGCAGAUUGAAAAGUCAUACAGGGCUCUGAGUUGCAUGGGCCACGAUCACUGACUGAUUUCAGAUCCUGGACCGUCUUGAAAAUGAGACUAGCAAAAGUAUUCACUUUUUUUUUAAAAAAAAAAGGUUUAUUUAUUUAUUAUGUAUACAAUAUUCUGCCUGCUUGUAUGCCUGCAGGCCAGAAGAGGGCACCAGAUCUCAUUAGAGAUGGUUUUAAUCCACCAUGUGGUUGCUGAGAACUGAACUCAGGACCUCUGGAAGAGCAGCCAGUGUGCUCUUAACCUCUGAGCCAUCUCUCCAGCCCCAAGUAUUUAUUUCUUAAGGAUAUUUGGGACAUUGUGCUUUUGUCUAGGCUUCCACUUGGGUCUUCUUGAAUUGUAGGCAAUGCUGAGCCAUGCCCCAGCCUUUGAUUACCUGUGGUCCUCCUUCCUUACCCUCCCAAGAACUUGAAUGACUGGAUUGUGCCACCAGACCCAGCUCCGGUGGCACAGAAUAGCUCUCAACACAGGCAAUAAUGUUUCAUGUUGGCUGCAUCUAUAUAGAGCCAGGAUCCUGUCUCCGGUCCAGGAGCCCCAUGCAGGCUUCUCCCCCAUUAAACACGGGGAUAGCACCCUGAGAGCCUUUCCAGUUUCUGCACUCCCCUUCCGUGUCUCCCCUCAGGACCCACCCGAGGACAUGAAGCAAGACCGAGAUAUCCAGGCAGUGGCCACCUCUCUGUUGCCCCUGACAGAAGCCAAUCUUCGAAUGUUCCAAAGAGCCCAAGACGACCUCAUCCCUGCUGUGGACCGACAGUUUGCCUGCUCCUCCUGUGACCAUGUGUGGUGGCGCCGUGUGCCCCAGAGGAAGGAGGUGUCAAGGUGUCGCAAGUGUCGGAAACGUUACGACCCAGUGCCGGCCGAUAAGAUGUGGGGCCUGGCCGAGUUCCACUGCCCAAAGUGUCGACACAACUUCCGGGGCUGGGCACAGAUGGGGUCCCCAUCACCCUGCUACGGGUGCGGCUUCCCUGUGUAUCCCACUCGGAUCCUGCCCCCACGCUGGGACCGUGACCUGGAUCGGCGCAGCACACACACCCACUCCUGCUCAGCUGCAGAUUGCUACAAUCGGAGAGAGCCCCAUGUGCCUGGGACUUCCUGUGCCCACCCCAAAAGCCGUAAGCAGAACCACCUCCCCAGAGUGCUGCACCCCAGCAACCCCCACAUCAGCAGCGGCUCCACGGUGGCCACGUGCCUGAGCCAAGGCGGCCUCCAGGAUGACCUGGACCAUCUCAUCCUGGAAGACCUGAAGGAGGAAGAGGAGGACGAGGAGGACGGUGGGCCCCGAGAGUGACCCUGACCAGACGCACACAGGAACGGCAGACACGUGCUGCCAGUUGGUGAAGAAAUUGACUGAGCCAUCUUGCCGCCGCUGGAUGACGGUCCAGCCUCCACCUUCCCGCUGCUGCUCACACCACACAGAUACCAGGCGCCGGCCCAGCCGCAGCUCAUACACCCCGCUCUGCCUGUGACCUGCCCCAUGAGCCUCUGCGCAGUCCCGCCAUGGACCUGUGACAAGGUACAGCCUGAGCCAACCAGGCCCUUGCUGGAUCAGGGCCCUGACUCCCACCAGUUCCCUUACCCAGAUAAAAGCCAUCUUCUGUCUCCCUCUGAGGAAGAGCCAUUUCCUUACCGUUUCUUCUCUCAAAAAUCAUGGUCUUAUGAGCCAACUUCUCACCAAAGCAGAGUCCUAACCUCGCAUGCCCUCAUAGAAUAAGUACCCAUGCUUAUUUUCUCCUCUUCCAAUUUCUCACUAUAUUAAGAGGACUGGUUGGGGAUGGAGAAAUGGCUCAGUGGUCAAGAGCACUGGCUGCUCUUCCAGAGAACCCAGGUUCAAUUCCCAGCACCCACAUGGCAGCUCACAACUGUCUGUGACUCCGAGAUCUGACACCU
This is a messenger RNA of Arvicola amphibius (Eurasian water vole), 3046 nucleotides long. RefSeq names its product shiftless antiviral inhibitor of ribosomal frameshifting (gene Shfl). NCBI's taxonomy places the organism in Eukaryota, Metazoa, Chordata, Mammalia, Rodentia, Cricetidae. The record is from RefSeq and is a predicted model, not a curated record. The transcript is spliced from 6 exons. Gene Ontology annotation, molecular function: ribosome binding; sequence-specific mRNA binding. Gene Ontology annotation, biological process: viral translational frameshifting; innate immune response. Bases 1572 to 2447 code for a protein of 291 amino acids.